Molecule: messenger RNA, 1181 nt
Organism: Ictalurus punctatus (channel catfish)
Lineage: Eukaryota; Metazoa; Chordata; Actinopteri; Siluriformes; Ictaluridae
Gene: ppa1b
Product: inorganic pyrophosphatase 1b
Biological process (GO): phosphate-containing compound metabolic process
Cellular component (GO): cytoplasm
Molecular function (GO): inorganic diphosphate phosphatase activity; magnesium ion binding
Source: RefSeq, marked provisional
CAUUAUCGCUACACGCUUUCCAGUAGUAGCAGUAGCCAUGAGCUUCUCAAUCGAAGAAAGAGGAAAACCCAACACUCUGAGCUACAGGGUGUUUUACAAGAACCAAGAUGGAAAAUACAUUUCACCGUUCCAUGACAUCCCUAUCUACGCAGAUGAAGCCCAGAACAUUUUCCACAUGGUUGUGGAGGUACCCCGAUGGACAAAUGCAAAAAUGGAGAUUGCCACAAAGGACCCACUUAAUCCAAUAAAGCAGGAUGUGAAAAAGGGGAAUUUGCGUUAUGUGGCCAAUGUUUUCCCAUAUAAAGGAUACAUCUGGAACUAUGGUGCAAUUCCUCAGACAUGGGAAGACCCUGCCCACAAAGACUGUGAUACUGAAUGCUGUGGUGACAAUGACCCAAUUGAUGUCUGUGAAAUUGGCAGCAGAGUAUGCACACGAGGAGAAGUUAUCAAAGUGAAAGUCCUGGGUGUACUGGCUAUGAUUGAUGAAGGCGAAACUGACUGGAAAGUUAUUGCAAUCAAUGUUGAUGACCCAGAAGCAAAAGACUUGAAUGAUAUUACUGAUGUUCAGCGACUCAAGCCAGGCUACCUUGAAGCUACUGUGGAUUGGUUUAGACGAUACAAAGUACCAGACGGAAAGCCUGAAAACAAGUUUGCUUUCAACGAAGAGUUUAAAGACAAGGACUUUGCCAUUAAGACAAUCAAAAGCACACAUGACUUCUGGAAGGCACUUAUUUCACAACCGGCCAGUUCAGGAGGUCUGAGCUGUAAAAACACUUGUGUGUCGGAGGCAGGCAAUCCAUUCUGCUUCUCGCUGGAGGAUGCAAAGGCAGUUGUUGAUGGCACUUGUCCCUGUGGUGAUGCAGAAUCCAUUCCAGACUCAGUUGACAAAUGGUUUUAUUAUCAGAAGUGACAAGAAAAGGCCCAAUCUUCAUGGACCAGUCUGAUUUAAUCCAAUUGGAGUAUGUACGCAUAGACAGAAAUGAAUAAUUUAACAUGUAUGGAAGCUUACAAUUAGAGUAGUAGGGAAAAGUUAACACAUCUUGCUAAAUAGAUAUAUUUUUCAGUUCAUUGUGUAAGUAUGCUAUGGGAUUGCAUACAGUUUAUGAUUCUUAUGGAAAGUAAGCAGUCUGGUCAAACUCAGGUACUGGAAGGUUGUUGAAUCAAUAAAGUUUUUCCCCACU